Messenger RNA from Helianthus annuus (common sunflower), 2011 nucleotides. RefSeq lists its product as uncharacterized. Lineage: Eukaryota; Viridiplantae; Streptophyta; Magnoliopsida; Asterales; Asteraceae. The transcript is spliced from 8 exons. Bases 318 to 1823 code for a protein of 501 amino acids. The record is from RefSeq and is a predicted model, not a curated record.
CACAUAUAUCCUCUUCAAUACAUUUAUUAUUUAUACACUUUUAUUCAUUUUCAUUUUCAUAAAUCAAGGAAAAGAAAAAACGUUGGAUAAUUUGUGAAUAUGUUGCGUGACUAACAUGAAAGAUUGACGGUUGAAGUUGAACAAACACCGCUUUGACUUUUGACCUUUGAAUUCAAUCAUUCAUAAUCAUCAUUUUCUUCUUUUCUCUUCUUCUUUAAUUUCAAUAAUUUCAAUUCAAUCUGAUACCACAAACAAACCAACCCUUGCUUCCUUCCUUCAUUCCGAAGAUAGAUAGAUAGAUCAAUCCCUCGAUCGAUAUGAAGUCUCCGUUCAAAAAACUACGCGGGUUGGGGCUAAACAAGCAUCGUCCUCAACCUCCUGCCCAACUGGAUGAGCUUUCUCAGGCCUCACAGGAUAUGCAACACAUGAAAGAUUGCUAUGACAGCUUACUUUCCUCUGCUGCUGCCACCGCCAACAGUGCUUACGAAUUCUCGGAAUCAUUGCGGGAGAUGGGAGACUGUCUUCUGGAGAAAACCUCGCUAAACGACGACGAAGACAGCGGCAGAGUCUUGCUCAUGCUCGGAAAGGCGCAGUUUCAAAUACAGAAGCUGGUUGAUACCUAUCGCUCACAUAUUUCUCGGACAAUCACAGUCCCUUCAGAGUCCUUGCUUAAUGAGUUGCUUGUAGUUGAGGAGAUGAAAAGGCAAUGUGACGCCAAGAGGAUGUUGUAUGAUGAAAUGAAACAUAAACACAAACAAAGGAGGACAAGGUUAGCAACAUUAGGAAGCAAUAAUAAAGGUGAAUAUGUUUCUUCCAGUCAGGUGCAAGCAGCUAAAGAGGAAUUUGAGGAAGAUGCUACAUUAUUUAUCUUCAGAAUGAAGUCCUUGAAAGGGGGUCAGUCUCGAAGUCUCCUUACGCAGGCUGCUCGCCACCAUGCUGCUCAGAUGUCGUUUUUCAGGAAAGCUCUUAAGUCUCUUGAAACGAUCGAGCCACACAUUCAGUUAGUAACAAAACAGCAUCAUAUUGAUUACCACUUCAGUGGGCUGGAAGAUGAUGACAGGGACUCUGUUUUUCUUACUGAUGACGAAACUGACGACGAAACUGAUGAUGAACAGCAUUACGGUGAAUUGAGUUUUGAUUACCAGAGGAACGAUCCCAAGGAUUACGUAUCAAGCUCAGAAAGCUCAAUGGAGUUGGUAGACCUUACAUUCCCACAAGUAGAAUCAGUGAAGAAGGAGGAGGAGGAGCAGAGGAAACCCCUUUGGAAUUCAUCUACAUAUAAUAUACAAGUGAACAACAACAACAACACUUGCAGCAGCAAAUCAGCACCACUUUCUGCUAAGAGUAGUAGUAACAUGGACCCUAGUCAAAAGUUUAGACAGUCAUCUGCUAGAAAAUUAAAUACAUAUGUUCUCCCAACACCACUUGACAAAAAUCCAAGCUUUACUACUCCAAGUAGUCCACAACCAGCAUCAACAAGUAAUGCUAAUAUGUGGCAUUCAUCCCCUUUGGAGUUUAAGAAAUACGAAGAAAAAGCCAAAUUCCCGUUGUCGUCAAGCAAACCAACUCAGCUGCCGUCUCCGUUAAGACAUCCUUUUAGUGACAACAAGGUCAAAAGAUAUGCUUUCUCGGGUCCUAUACCAAGCAAUUCACUGUUAAAUAGCGGUAAAUUGGUUAGUGGUAUUCUUGUGUCAUCGCCUAGAAUUAGUGAACUACACGAGCUCCCUAGGCCGCCUGCGUCUCCUUCAAAAGGUGGAGGAUUCUCUGCCCCUUUGGUCUCGUUCAAAGAUUCUAAUAAGUCAUCGCCCCCAUCAGGACGUUGAACACAGGCCAACGGAUCCUAAAACUGCAUUUUUAGGUAGGUACACAUGUUAUUAUGAUAUGUUCUAUAAUAUGAGGUAUUGUUGGUAUGUCGGGAUUAUUUUUGACCUGUGUAAUUGGAGUAGUAUUUUAAUUUGUAUAGUUCGGUGUUGAGUUUACAAUGAUUAUGUAUUAAUAUUAAAAAAAAAAA